Molecule: messenger RNA, 982 nt
Organism: Exophiala viscosa
Lineage: Eukaryota; Fungi; Ascomycota; Eurotiomycetes; Chaetothyriales; Herpotrichiellaceae
Exons: 1
Coding region: 1-837 (278 amino acids)
Source: RefSeq, a predicted model, not a curated record
AUGGUGCAGUGGAGCACUCCUCAACGAGCCACCUCCAAGACAGAUGAGCCUCUCUCACAAGUUGGCACGCAAGAAGAGCAGCUGCGAAAUGUUGUUGGAUCAGCAGAGAAUUCACGAGCAUCAGUUUCAGGACCUCUAAGCACCAAGGCCAAGCCAGUUCCGCAACUAGCCAGUCGAUCUUCCCCAAGCCGAUUCCAGCGGCCAUACUCGUCAGAGUGGAUGCUGUGUCGUUUGCAAGCGAGUGGUCGUACGAUAAUCGCGCUUGCUGGCACUGGUGCAACAGAAAACUUGAUUGCAAGUAGACUGGCCACCUCGUUGAAGCUAAAGGUGCACCCAUGGCAAGGAGCUCUCUGUUUGGCAGGAAACAAGACGCUGUCUGCGUAUGGGGUCGCCAACCUCGAGAUCCGGCACAACGAUUUCUGUGCGUCCAUUUGGGUCCUUGUCGCUCAUAUACAGAGGGACCUAAUAUUAGGACAGCCGUUCUGGAAGACUUACCGAGUGGUCCCUGAUUAUGCGCGAGGAGGAAUCAUCAUACGUGAAAAUGAAAAGCGAUGGCACCUCGGGCUGAAAUCGCCUCCCGUAGACAUGUCAACAGGCGAGCAGAUGCAAGCCGCCACGCGAGGUAAAGAGCAGACCAAGUCCGUCACAUGCUCCACCAAACCCCUGCGAGAGCAUACACUCACCUCCGCGAUGUCAGCAAUGAGUACAAGCCCCUCAUACCUCAGCCCGACACAGAGCAGUAGGGCAAGAUCCCACGCAGUCAAGCAUAAGGACACAGAAGCAUCUCUGCAACCACUGUCUCCGCCACAGCAGUCGGUAGACUCGACUGUCGAAUGAUCUCCCGACAAGACAGCGCCGCAGUGUCAGGGGUUUUUUUGACGAACAGCGCACGACCAACCAGGGGAGACCAAUCACGAAGUAAGGGCGGAUAUGAUGGCAUUGAAACCGGGAAGCCUGGUUAUGAAGAUGGACUCGAGCAGGA